Trypanosoma cruzi is the source of this 2541-nucleotide messenger RNA. RefSeq names its product trans-sialidase, putative. Lineage: Eukaryota; Euglenozoa; Kinetoplastea; Trypanosomatida; Trypanosomatidae. Gene Ontology annotation, biological process: oligosaccharide catabolic process; ganglioside catabolic process. Gene Ontology annotation, molecular function: exo-alpha-sialidase activity. The coding region runs from base 1 to 2541 and encodes 846 amino acids. The record is from RefSeq and is a predicted model, not a curated record. The transcript has a single exon. Gene Ontology annotation, cellular component: membrane; intracellular membrane-bounded organelle; cytoplasm.
AUGCACUCACGUGUUGCUGCUGUGAAGGCACCCCGCACACACAACCGUCGCCGCGUGAUCGGAUCCGGCGGAAGGAGGAGGAAAGGAAGAGAGAGUGAGCCGCCGAGGCCCAACAUGUCCCGGCAUGUGUUUAAUUCCGCGGCGCUGCUUCUCCUUUUCGUUAUGAUGAUUUGCUGCGACAGUGGAAGUGCUCAGACGGAGGUGCAGCAGUCGUCUGAUCCAAAGUCAUGUCGGGUUUCUUCGCCGGAGGAAUUCUUUGUUUGGAGAGACAAGAAAAACGAUGAAGCAGUGAGUUCACUCCGUGUUCCCAGUCUUGUUGAGGUGAAUGAUGGUUUGUUUGCCGUUGCCGAGGCGCAGUGCAAGAAAAACAGUGAAGACACCGUCUUUACUGGCAUUUCGUCCGAACUUCUUACGGAAACGAAGGAUGUUGAAAAGAAGGAAGUUCUGAAUGAUGCCAACACGAAGACACAAUUUUUGGUGAAAGGCCCUUCUGCAGAUGCAGAGCAGAAAGUAGAUGUGAGCCGACCAACAAAAGUUGUGAAGGGAAGUGAGAUUUACAUGCUUGUUGGAAAAUGCAGCGGGACAACUGUCGGUAGUUGUCAGGGUGAGGUUAACGCGGAUCAGUGGGGAAUUUUUCUGGUGAAAGGGCAUGUCACUUCUGAAGAAGGCGACAAAAUUCACUGGAACGACACUCACGCUCUACCUUGCACACUUUUUAAACAAGAACACGAAUCCUUGAUGCAGCUGGUUGGCGGCGGUGGAUCGGGUGUUGGGACGGAGGGCAAUGCACUUUUUUUCCCAGUGGAAGGCACAAAGAAGAAGAAAGGUGAAUCAGGAGGCGAUGUAAAGAUUGUUUCGCUGAUUAUAUACUCGAAGGAUACUGCUGAGAGUUGGAAGCUGUCGAAGUGGAUGUCUGACGAUGGCUGCAGUGAUCCCUCCGUCGUGGAGCGGGAGAAGGGAAAACAACUCAUGAUGAUGACUGCGUGUGAUGAUGGCCGCCGCAGGGUGUACGAGUCCGGUGACAAGGGGGAUUCGUGGACGGAGGCACUCGGGACACUCUCGCGCGUAUGGGGAAACAAAAAGGAUAAAAACAAGAAACGCGUUAGGAGCGGGUUCACCACAGCGAGGAUUGAGGAAAAGGACGUGAUGCUCGUUACUCUGCCGGUGUAUCCUGAGAAUAAAGGAAAAAACGAAAAGGGUGUACUUCAUCUUUGGCUGACGGACAAUACGCACAUUGUUGAUAUUGGGCCGGUGUCCGGAGAAGAUGAGGACGUUGCCGCCAGCUCCCUGUUGUACAAAAGUGGUGGAAAUAAUAAUAAUGAGAAGUUGAUUGUACUGUACAAGAAGAAGAAAGGCGAAUCAUCAUCCGGUAUGGUCUCUGUGCUUCUGACUGCGCAGCUAGAGCGGGUGAAGGAGGUGCUGGCGACGUGGAAGAAAGUGGACGAACGUGUCUCCAAGAUGUGCCCUUCUGGGAGUGCUGUGCAGGGUACCUCAGCUGACACUGCAUGCAGCCCUGCCAUGCCGGUGGAUGGGCUGGUUGGCUUUUUGUCCGGCAACUUCUCUGAGAGCACGUGGAGGGACGAGUACCUCGGGGUGGACGCCACAGUAAAGGGGACUGAUGGUGGGGCGGAGAAAAAGGCAGAAGUGGCCACAGUGGAUUCAGAGAAGGGCGUGAGGUUUCAGGGGGCGUGGGCGGAGUGGCCUGUUGGCAAGCAAGAGGAGAAUCAGCUGUACCACUUUGCGAACUACAACUUCACUCUUGUGGCGACGGUGUCCAUCCACAAGGCGCCGGAGGGAGUUAACCCCAUUCCUUUGAUGGGUGUGAAGAUGAAUGGUAAACCAAAGAAAUCUUUUGGGUUGUCGUACGAGAAAGGAAAGUGGAAGCUACUGUGCGGUGACGGACCAAAGUCUGGGGAGCACAGUCGCGAUUGGGAGCCGGGUACAACAUACCAGGUGGCCAUUGUGCUACAGAACGGCACCCAGGGCUCCGCGUACGUCGAUGGUCAGCCUGUGGAGGAUGCGCCAUGUGCGUUGAAAAACACGUAUCCGAAAGUGGUGUCACACUUCUAUAUUGGAGGGGAUGGAGGCAGCGCAGAAAACACAGAAAGCCGAGAAGUCGUGCCUGUGACUGUGACGAACGUCCUGUUGUACAACCGCCCGUUGGAUGACACUGAGCUUACUGCGCUUAACACAAAUAAAUUUUCUAUUCCAAAGCUGGAAGAUCUAAAAACAGAGGUGAGGGAUGCUUUUCCACUAGCUGGAACUGAACCACAUACGCUGGGAGCCGUCUCCUCAACUAUUCGUGGCGGGCAUCAGGGCACCGAAGAGAAAUUGUUGAAGAUAAGUGAUGAUGCGGGCAGUCUUGGUACAUCCAAUUCUGCAAAGACCACUAUGACGACUCACUCAGUGGGGAGUCAAUCUGCAGAGCAGUUGGCGUCGGGAGGAUCUCACGAUGUAAAUAAAAAUAUGAAUGUCGAUUCCUCGUCUAAUGGUAACCCGGCGGUGGGGACAGUGGGUGGAGACACGAAGCAGGGAAAUUGA